UGGCUUCCUGCAGCUCCGUUUAAGGUAUACUAAGCAAGGUACUUAUCACAAGCCGCUUACCAUGCUUCAAGCUUCAAGCUUGCAACACUUCUGUUCAACUUCGUUGGUUCAAAAAUCUGGGCUAUACCGUCAUUCUAGAACGUGUUCCUAAUCGCCAAGCGUGGAGGUGCUUUAAAACAAUGGGAUGAACUUCAUUUCCAGAGGCGCUGGAAGGGCUGAAGCUGAAGUACCCACUCCUAGGGACAAUUUUCCAACGCCUUGCCAGUGAGUACCAACAAACGCGCCGUGUACCUGAGUCAUCGUGUGUCGUACAAUCCAUCUUACAGGCCGUUAUGGGGGGCACAAAUCCCAUAAGUCGAUCCCGUGGUCAUGAUGCUGCUCGUCUGCAUACCGGCAAUGGCGGAAUCAUUCCCUUGCAGAACAUCACACUUCUUAUUCUUGCUAUAAUCUUUUCUCUACUUUUUAUUGCUCGCUUUAGCAUGCUGAAUGACAUCGCAACGAAUGAUCCAGGCGUUGUCCUAUUGGGUGAAAACGUUGACAUCGACAUUGAUGAGCCUGCCAUCACUGUCACAUGGUCUAUUAUUGCAUGUGGGGACAAUAUUGAGCUCAACGAAAGCUCUGGUAUCCACGAGAGUAAAUGCGGGUUGCCCUCGAUGUACCUGCAGAUUUAUGUCGACGACUCUCCUGAACCUGCAUUUUUAUACGAUCCUACCGCGAUUCCAUUCGUUCGGAAAACGAGAAUCGAGAACCUCGUUCGAUUUGACAGUGAUUAUACGCUUGAUGUCCACGAAGCUCGCUUGUACCCAUUUGAUUCCUAUGUUCUCUCCAGUACUCUGCGAGUCCUCGAUGCUUCCAAUGCGACCGUUCCUAUUCGGAAAGUCUCCACGAUCGAACAAUCAACAAGUUUUCUUGUGGCCAGUAGCGACAUGGACAGCUACGAGACAACUUCUAAUGGGACUCAAGUUGCCGCUCAUGACUUUGAUUUGCGGGUGACGAGGCCUGGUCAAGUAAAAAUGUUUACUUUAUUACUCUUUGGCAUCAACUGGAUGUUGUCUCAUGUCACCAUUGGACAUGUUCUAUUGGCACGCAGGCUCGUCGAUAUCAGGUCCAUGACCAAGCAUCUUAUUUCUGCCUUUGCUAUCCUUCUCGUCAUCCCUCAGCUGAGGAAUUCAAUGCCAGAUUCUCCAGGUUUUGAUGACGAUUACAUUGGUUUUUUUCCGCAGAUGAUCAUUUCCGCUUCCUCGGUUCUUAUCAUACUGCUUAUUAUUAUGCUUCGCGAAUAUAACGAGAUAGAGAACAAACGUACCCUCGGCAGAAUCUCGCCGCCCCCACCCCCACCCCCUUUCACACCGCGCACUCCCAAACUAUCUUCCACACCCCAUACACCUGCUAUUCCGCAGCGGAAAUCACCGAUGAAACCCCUCCUCCUUGGAGCCAAAGUGCGCACCCGGUCGGACGAGCUCAAUGCAAGUAUCGCAUUUCCGCCGCCUCCCUAUGCAGGUGGUACCCUUCAUCACCGUUCUCGUUCUUCGCGAACCCGUUGUGGUAUCAUAGGGCUAGGAGGACAGCUCGGAAGCGUCCAUGGGCCCAUGUCGUCCGGGUCAACUACUACACUGAAGUCAGUCAAGGGGCGAUAGUUGACCCGACUAGUAGUCUGAUUUAACUUUAAAUUAUCCUUAUGUGUUGUGACUCAGUACCUUGUUAUACACACUCGUAUUUUUAUCGCGUAUGUAGCCCUUUUGAUUUUAUAUCCCGCUUGUGGAUGGUUAGACCCCAGAUACGACGUCCAUCCAGACCAUCCUACACUGCUUCGUUAUUAAUGAUUGCGACGCUGAAUAUUAUUAGACUUUCUAUCACCA
Messenger RNA from Suillus paluster, 1859 nucleotides. RefSeq lists its product as uncharacterized. The transcript has 10 exons. The record is from RefSeq and is a predicted model, not a curated record. The coding region runs from base 333 to 1637 and encodes 434 amino acids. NCBI's taxonomy places the organism in Eukaryota, Fungi, Basidiomycota, Agaricomycetes, Boletales, Suillaceae.